Chrysemys picta bellii (western painted turtle) is the source of this 2705-nucleotide messenger RNA. Its product is annotated as chitotriosidase-1. The record is from RefSeq and is a predicted model, not a curated record. Gene Ontology annotation, biological process: chitin catabolic process; carbohydrate metabolic process. Gene Ontology annotation, cellular component: extracellular region. Lineage: Eukaryota; Metazoa; Chordata; Testudines; Emydidae. Gene Ontology annotation, molecular function: chitin binding; chitinase activity.
AUGACCUCAUGGUGUCAUUUUACAGGUGGGAGCAUACAUGCUAGAACUAAGGGUGCACAGCCCACCACUGAAAUGCAGCCACCUCUGGGGUGAACGGCAGCAGCUGGCCCAUAGUGCUACACAUUUCAGCUUGGAACACUGUGGCAGACUCCUAUCCCCCUUUAUGAAAAGAGCUAUGGGAUCAAUAGGUCCUGGCUUUUAGCCAAGUCUUUACAUGGUUUCCCAUAUUUUGGGAGCGCUUGACUUAAUUGCAGGGAGCCGAGGGGCACUGAUCAUUUUGUCUUUAUCCGACACAAGGGUGAGUUCCCUCAGAGAAUGUACUGUAGGAACUCGUUAAAAGCCACAUCAUCUACUAGUGUUACAGGAGUGCUCUGUACAAGAGAGAUGUCUGUAUGUAUGCAAAUAAUUACUAGAGAACAUGCCAGUAGGUAGCACGCAAGAUUAUGUAGCAUCAUUUCUGGGUGUUAUAGGGCUAACCAACUUCUUUUUGUUGUGCAUCAUAUUCUGCAGUUCUUUACAGGCUGCUCUUAACUCCAGCAGGGCUCCUGCCAAGGAUCAGUGAAUUAAAAGUAUAAUUAGUCAAACAGAACAUGUGCCUCAAGCAAUGACUUUAGAUACUCAGAAUCUUGUGAUUCUGUGAUCACCAGUUCAAUUGCAAAACCUGCCCUUGAAAAUUUAGGAGAUUGAGCAAAAUUCCUGCAUGUGGCGAAAUCCUUUAACUGCACAGACUGGCGGCAUGCACUCCUCUCAGUUCAACACAGCUGUCCUGCAUGGGUGUGGUCAGGUAUAAAGAGAAAGAUUGAGCCCAGGUCAAUGCUGAGCAUCAAUCUACAGCCAGACGCACAACCCAGGUCUACAGAGCCCAGCCCAGACCAUCUGCAGCCACCAUGGGCCGGGCGUUCGUUUGGGUUGGUUUAGCUGUCCUGCUGUUUCUCCAAUGCAGCUCUGCUUGCAAACUGGUCUGUUACUUUACCAACUGGUCCCAGUACAGACCAGCCCAGGGGAGCUUCCUUCCUGAGGACAUUGACCCCAACCUAUGCACUCAUCUCAUUUAUGCCUUUGCUGGCAUGGACGACAACCGGAUCACCACUGUGGAGUGGAACGAUGAGCAGCAUUACAAGACUUUCAACGGACUCAAAAGCAAGAAUCCUGGGCUGAAGACCCUCUUGGCCAUUGGUGGUUGGAAUUUUGGCUCUGAAAAGUUCUCCAGCAUGGUGUCCACGCCUGGUAAUCGGCGGACAUUCAUCCUCUCUGUGGUUGAGUUCCUGCGCAAGUAUGAAUUUGAUGGUCUGGACCUAGACUGGGAAUAUCCAGGUGCAAGGGGAAGCCCACCUGAGGAUAAACAGCGUUUCACUGCUCUGGUCCAGGAAAUGGCUGAAGAAUUCAAGGAGGAAGCCAAGAGGACAGGGAAAGAGCGGCUGCUGUUGACUGCUGCUGUGGCAGCUGGGAAGGAAAACAUCGAUGGAGCCUAUGAAGUCGAGAACAUCUCAAAGGCCUUAGACUUCAUUAACCUCAUGACGUAUGACUUCCACGGUUCCUGGGAAAAGAUCACAGGACACGUCAGUCCUCUCUACAAAGGGAAAACCGACACUGGAUCUGCUGUGUACAGUAACACUGACUAUGCUGUGACGUACUGGAGGAACAAGGGUGCUCCAGCUGAGAAGAUCAUCAUGGGAAUCCCCAUCUAUGGACGGUCUUUCACCCUCUCUUCCUCCGAGACAGAGGUUGGUGCCCCUGCCUUUGGGCCUGGAUCACUCGGCCCUUUCACUCGAGAGGCAGGAUUCUGGGCCUAUUACGAGAUUUGUACUUUCCAGAAAGGUGGCACCACCAAAAGGAUCGAGGAACAGAAAGUCCCGUAUUCCUUCAAGGAGAACCAGUGGGUGGGGUAUGACGACCAGCAGAGCAUUAAAACCAAAGUUCAGUAUCUGAAGAAGAAAAGUCUGGGAGGGGCCAUGGUCUGGGCCAUUGAUCUGGAUGAUUUCAGCGACUCAUUCUGCGGCCAGGGGAAGUACCCUCUUCUGCAAACUCUGAAGAAAGAGCUGAGAUGCGGGCUGGUUCAGACGACGCCUGUUCCAGAAACCACCAUCAGCACCACUACAUCACCGCCAACUGUUUCAUCCUCAACCCUCAGCUUCACUACACUACCAUCCAUCCCUGCGACAAGUACCAACUCCACGACCAGCAGGUUUUGCCUCCAUAAGGCCAAUGGGAUCUACCCGGUCCCCGAGGCCCACGCCAUGUUCUACAUAUGUGCCAACAGGCGCACCUUCCGAAUGUCCUGCCCGGAAGGGUUGAUUUUCGACUACUUAUGCAAAUGUUGCAACUGGCCUUAAAAGCAAAGAGCCUCAAAUCACCUUCAAGGAGAAUGAAAUAAGAGAUUGAUUCGUAUCAGCUCAGAUAGUUUAGUUUCCUCUGCCAUCAAAUCCGAGCUUAGGAGAUGGUCUAUAUUGCAAGUGUCUCCAGCAACCUUCUUCUCUGUCCUGGGUGAGUUACUUUCAGGGGCAACAACCCAUCGCAGUAAUACAGGUCAGAGUUAGGGAGGAGAGUGAGCGGAAGCAGAAUAUUGGCACUGACAAGCAGGGCUGAUGGAUUUUCAAACUGUCGUGCAUUUAUUUCUUCAUUUUGCAUUGGUCUCUUUUAGAGUCUGGCUUCAUCCUCUGUCCUUAUUUCAUGUUUGUUUGCUCCAAGAAAAUAAAGCUUUCAUU